Molecule: messenger RNA, 3273 nt
Organism: Mucor velutinosus
Lineage: Eukaryota; Fungi; Mucoromycota; Mucoromycetes; Mucorales; Mucoraceae
Exons: 23
Coding region: 1-3273 (1090 amino acids)
Biological process (GO): mannose metabolic process; oligosaccharide catabolic process
Cellular component (GO): fungal-type vacuole membrane
Molecular function (GO): carbohydrate binding; alpha-mannosidase activity
Source: RefSeq, a predicted model, not a curated record
AUGACAAUUUACGGCCACCGUCAUAGCCAUCACGCUACCACAGCAGAUCAUCCACCAUUGGACAACGCGCCUCGCACACCAAGAAACAUUACGCAUUCUCGCAUCAACAACUUUUUGGCAGAUGGAGGUCAGUUCCACGGUAUGGGGAUCCACCGUGGACUCUGGAAGUUGCGGCAGUCAGGACCUCCCCAUGUGGCAUUGAAGGUGUACAGCGUGCCUGACUUGAAGCGUAUCACAUUCAAAGAUGCUGUGUCACAAGAGUUCAAAGAUUUCAAGCUUGGUCAGCACAGUUUUGGCCCUAGUUGGUCUACACAUUGGUUUCAUGUAUCUAUUGUCAUCCCUCAAGAGUUGGAGGGACAUCGGGUUUUCCUGCAAUGGGACAUGGGGUGCGAAGGCAUGGUGUGGAGCACGGAUGGCGUGCCUCUUCAGGGCCUCACUGGUGGAUCGGAUCAGGCUCGCCAUGAUUUCAUCGUUACCAACAAGGCAAGGUCAGGUGAAAAGUUCAAAUUCUACAUUGAAGCUGCUUGCAAUGGCAUGUUUGGUGUCGGUGCCAAUGAUGCCAUGGUAGCAGAUCCCAACCGAUACUUCAACCUUGACAGGGCCGAUUUGGUGGUUGCUAAUGAGCCUAUCCAAAAGCUGUACCAUGACUUGUCUAUUAUUCGUGGUAUUGCCUACGACACAGAUCAAGAUUCUUCUCGAGCCAGAAAAGCAUUAUGGGUUGCCAAUGAAGUCAUCAAUAACUUUAUCGGUGAUGAUGAUGAAGCCAUUCAAGCAUGUCUCGACCUGACAAACAACUUUUUGAGUGCCAAGAACGGCACUGGCCAGCAUCAGAUCACAGCGAUUGGCAACUGUCAUAUUGAUACAGCUUGGCUUUGGCCCUACGAUGAAACAAAGCGCAAGGUUGCAAGAUCAUGGUCGAGUCAGUUGGACUUGAUUGAAAGAUACCCUGAUUAUGUCUUUACUGGAUCCCAGGUACAGCAAUAUGAGUGGCUGAAGGAGUUGUAUCCUGCUCUGUUUGAUAAGAUCCAAAAGGUUGAAAAGGGAGGUCAAUGGGAGAUCAUUGGAGGAAGUUGGGUUGAGCAUGAUACAAACAUGCCGUCUGGAGAAUCGCUUUGCAGGCAAAUGCUCUUGGGUCAACGCUUUUUUGAAAAGCAUUUUGGCAAGAGAACCCGAGUAUUUUGGCUUCCUGAUUCCUUUGGCUACUCUGCGCAGCUGCCUCAAGUGCUUCGUGAGUCAGGCUGCGAUUACUUUUUUACUCAAAAGCUGUCUUGGAACAACAUCAACAAGUUUCCUCUCUCCACUUUUUGGUGGACGGGUAUUGACGAUACUAAAAUCUUGGCUCAUUUGACACCUGCAGAAACAUACACAGCAUCUGUCACUGCUAGCGAAGUCUAUAAGUGUGCCAAAAAUCAUCACGACAUUGAGAGCUCCAACGAGAGUUUAUUAGUUUAUGGACACGGCGACGGUGGAGGCGGUCCUACACCUGAAAUGUUGGAGAGACUUGAAAGAAUGCGAAAUGUGGACGGAUUGCCUACUGUCAAGCCUGGAAGUGCAACGCAGUUUUUCGAGGGCCUCGAAAAGAACUCGGAUAGACUACAGUCCUACAAAGGAGAAUUGUAUCUUGAGUUCCAUCGCGGCACAUAUACCUCUCAAGCUCUUGUGAAACGAGGUAAUCGCAAAGGCGAAGUCAUUAUGAGGGAUGUAGAGAUCUUGGCUACAGCUGCCAAACUUCUUUCCAAUCAACAGAAUGGAUCAAACUACAAAUAUCCGAUGGACGACAUCAAUCGCUUAUGGAAACUGCUUUGCCUCAAUCAAUUUCAUGAUUGCUUGCCCGGAUCUGCUAUCAACUUGGCCUAUGUCGAUGUUCAUAAGUUCCAUCGUCAAGUCAUUUCUGAAUCUUCUUUAUUGCGCCAUCAAUCGCAAUCCUUCCUCAUCUCUGAAAGACCUACAGAUAGAUCAUCAGACAACGACAAAGAGAAUCAGGGUGUCAUUGUAUUCAAUACCCUGCCUUGGACUCGAUCUGAAGUCAUUGUAUCUCCAGAAAAGGGCACUAAAUGGUCUAGCCAACAAUGGAAGGGUGAAUAUGAGUAUUUGCUUGUGGAGAAUGUGCCUGGUCUUGGGGCUUCUGGCUAUGUUGAGCAUGCAAAGGAUUUUACAUCUGUUUCUGAAGAGAAAGCAGCACGUGCCUACGCAACCAAAGAUGGUCUUUUUGUAUUGGAGAACAAUCAUCUCAAAGCUUCAUUCGAUACAGAUGGUCAGUUAGUAGAGUUGCUUGACAAGAACUCCAACAGAGGUAAUCUCAUUCCCAAAGACUCCCGUGGCAACAUUUUGCAACUGUAUGAGGACGUGCCUACUUACUGGGAUGCUUGGGAUGUUGAGAUCUAUCACCUUCAGAAAUAUGUCGAAUUAAGGGGCCAAAAAAAGAUGCAUAUUGUCUCCAACGGACCUCUGAAAGCUGAACUUGCCUUUGAGCACAAGAUUUCUGAUGUGAGCACCAUUCAGCAAACCAUCAGUCUUUCUUGUAUUGGUGAUCGUUUGGAGUUUGAUAAUCUGGUUGAUUGGCAUGAAAGCCAUCAAUUCUUGAAAGUUGAGUUUUCCUGGGACAUUGUUACGGAUUAUGCGACUUAUGAUAUCCAAUAUGGUGUUGUGAGACGCCCUACGCACUACAACACGACCAUUGAUUCUGCCAAAUUUGAGGUGUGUGGUCAUAAAUUUGCAGACAUGUCUGAAUCAAACUAUGGCAUUGCAUUGAUCAAUGACUGCAAGUAUGGCUAUGCUACGCAUGGAAAGACGCAACGCUUGUCCUUGUUGCGUGCACCCAAGGGUCCUGAUGAACAUGCUGAUAUGGGUCAGCACAAGUUCAAGUAUGCCAUCUACCCUCACCAGGGCAACUUUACUUCGUCCACUGUUAUGCAGUCUGCUUUAGAGUUCAAUACACCUCUUUCUAUUCGACAUGCCAAGGGCAAGCGCCUCAGUAGUGGCAAAAUUGUGCCCUCUCUGUUCACUGUAGAUGGCUCGAAUCAAAUCAUCAUUGAUACAAUCAAACUCGCUGAAGAUGACCAAGGUAAAGGCAAGCAAGUUAUUCUGCGUCUUUAUGAAGCCUAUGGAGGCAAGAGCAGUGCCAUUUUAAAGAGUCAUUUGAAGAUCAAACAUAUCCAAGUCUCCAAUAUCUUGGAAGACGAUACCAAUCAUGAUUUGGAGGAGAAAGAUGGCGGCUUCUUGGUCACACUUGGAGCAUUUCAAAUCUUGACGCUGAAGGUUGAUUUGGAUUAG